GGAAACCGUAAAAGGGAUGCGGGCUUCUGGUGAGAACCGCUAGCACGGAGACUGGAGCAUGGUGGACCAGGCAGAUGCUGCUGAGGACCGGGGAGAUGAGUGGAUUCCUAACCAGUCCCUGGACAGGCUGUUGAGGUUACCACUCCCACCCCCACGGAUUUGCAUGCGUCCAUGGUGGUUUCCAGCGCAGGAGCUGAGAAACCCAUUGGUGUUUUACCUGGAGGCUUGGCUGGCUGAUGUAAUCUUUGGCGCCGACCGAGCCAGAAUUCCGGAAAUAGAGUGGAUGAGCCAAGCCCUCCUGUUGGUGGACAUAGUUGACUCGGGAAAAUCAGUCGAAAUCACUGUCUUCGGACGGCCUCGUAUGCAAUGUCAGGUGAAGAGAAUGCUUCUGAACGUGGCAUCGUGGCACCGGAAACAUCGUGCCCGGGGUAAGACUCUGAAGAUCUGCAUGUGUUGCUGUCACAGCUGUAAACUCUCUGCUGGAACCUGGCUUCUUUCUGGCCUUUCUUCCCAAAACGUUUUUGCAGAUUCCAACCACAGUAUGUAGCUUGCAGCCCCUGAGCAUUCCUUUGCGAGAAAAAUCCAAGUAGGACCCUGGGAAAGUAAGUGGAGAACUGAUGCGACCCAUUCAAGGCCCAUCACUGCCCAUGCCAUCAUCAGCUUGGUUAGGCCACUAUUUCCAGAUCCCAGAUUCAAAUCUCCACCCUGAGAAAUGAGGGUGCCAGCACUUCCCCUCCUUAGUGGUAGACCAGUUUGAAUUUGUGAGCACUUGUCCUUAUGGGUGGUUGUUAUCAAUUGCU
Talpa occidentalis (Iberian mole) is the source of this 800-nucleotide messenger RNA. RefSeq names its product oocyte expressed protein (gene OOEP). Gene Ontology annotation, molecular function: RNA binding. The transcript is spliced from 2 exons. The coding region runs from base 59 to 547 and encodes 162 amino acids. Gene Ontology annotation, cellular component: protein-containing complex; apical cortex. NCBI's taxonomy places the organism in Eukaryota, Metazoa, Chordata, Mammalia, Eulipotyphla, Talpidae. Gene Ontology annotation, biological process: establishment or maintenance of apical/basal cell polarity; embryonic pattern specification. The record is from RefSeq and is a predicted model, not a curated record.